Molecule: messenger RNA, 910 nt
Organism: Cuscuta campestris
Lineage: Eukaryota; Viridiplantae; Streptophyta; Magnoliopsida; Solanales; Convolvulaceae
Source: the annotation of a GenBank genome assembly
CGAUAAAAAUAUUUUACUUUAUCAAAUGGUAAACUAAAAUAUGCAAACAAAUAAAAGUUAUCAAAAUCAAAUACUGUAACAAUGAGAGUUAAUGCUCCCCUCUUGAAAAACAGCCACACAAAAAAAUGCACUAAAAUCCGCAGUAAAACCAGCCCAAAACUCAAUCAUGAAAAGACAAAUGAACUAUGAGCAAAUUGUAGGCGUAAAAAAGAAUGGUUCAAUUGUUCUUUUGCAAGGAAAUCCAAUGCCAGCUUCCUCCAUCAGUUGCGUCGACCUCAAUCUCAAUGUUGAAGACAACAAUUGAAACCUUUCUCGCAGUUUAGCAGUGAUUUCUCAGGCAACUGAGAGGAGUCUUCUGGAACUGCAUAUGGUGAUUGAAGCCAUAAAACUUGUCACUGCCGGAGUCAGUUCACUCCAAUUCAAGAACAGUCAAAUCUUCGGGACGUGUAUGAAUAGCUCUCAUGCCCUUCCCAUGCAAAGCAAAAGUUUAGUUUUAAAUCCGUUGGUUGUUCGAGCGUCAUCUAGGGCCAAUACUCGAACAGAGAAUGCCAAGAUUCGUAACAGAAGAUUUAGAAAAAAGUAUAAUGGCACGCCGACAAGACCGAGGCUUUCAGUGUUCUGUUCACAAAAACAGCUGUAUGCUAUGCUGGUAGAUGAUCAAAAUAAGAAAUGUUUGUUUCAUGGGAGCACUCUGCAAGAAUCAAUCCGUGGAGACCCCCCUUGCAGCACCAUUGAAGCAGCUAAACGUGUCGGUGAAGAGCUUGUGAAGACUUGUAUAGAUCUUAACAUCAAUGAGAUUUCGUCUUACGAUCGCAAUGGUUUCGCUCGGGGUGAAAGAAUGCAAGCUUUUGAGACCUUUGUUUCCCAGCAUGGUUUCUUGCCAUGAUUAAGGGGGUGUAUUGAAUUGGGA